ACUUGACCAUAUCCCCAACACGAAUUAUACUUGUACUGCACAUCCCACCCAUGGCUCUCUGGUGGCACAUAAAAGCCGUAUCUCAGCUUGCACACACAGCUGCCAGAGAGGCACCUUGCAGAGCACGCAGCUUGUUAUUUGCCCCGGAAAUUCUUCUAGUUGCCUUGGUGAUCACAGACAGCCUGAGAGGAAAACAAUGCCCGAGUCCUGAUUGUAACUUGAGACAUUAACAGCCUGAAUCCGGUAGAACACCGGGACACAAGAGCUAAACAGCGGGAGUACAGCGCACUGUAUUCUGGGGGACCCUUGUGAGCUGCGGUUACGUUGGCUGUGAGAAGAACCGGAUUUGUUUGUAAAUAGAAAUACGUGAGCAGUGUACUUGUUUCAUGGAAAAACAUGGAGAAGUAUGAUGAAAUAUUAAAGAUAGGAAGAGGAGCAACUGCUGAUGUUUUUCUAAUGAGGAAUGUAGAGACAAAGAAAACAUAUGCAGUGAAAAAAAUCAAGAUAGAUGCAUCCAAACAUUUGAGAACCAGGGAGUCCAUCCUUCAAGAAGCAACUAUAUUGGGAAAGCUUCUGCACCCCCAUGUGGUAGCAUGCCAUGAAUACUUCGUUGACACAGAAGAUGAACAUAUAUUUAUAGUUCAGGACUACUGUGAUGGUGGAACAUUGGAUGACUACAUCAAACAAAGGAAAGGUGUCUUCUUGUCGGAAGACAUCAUAAUGGAUUGGUUUAUCCAGUUGACCAUGGCUGUGCAGUACAUCCAUUCCAUGAAGAUUCUCCACCGAGAUAUCAAGACAUCAAAUGUUUUUCUCACCAAGAAAGGUAUAGUCCGUCUUGGGGAUUUUGGUAUUUCAAAGGUUAUGAGCAGUACUAUAGACAUGGCACGGACAUGUGUUGGAACUCCAUAUUACCUGAGCCCAGAGCUCUGUCAAGACAUUCCUUAUAGUUCCAAAUCAGAUAUAUGGGCUCUAGGAUGCCUGCUGUAUGAAAUAUGUUCUUUGAAGCCAGCCUUUGAUGCAACAAACCUCAUCAGUCUUUUCUACAAAAUCGUAAAAGCAGACUAUCUGCCACUUCCUGAUGUCUUCUCUAUAGACUUGCAUAAUUUGGUUAAAACUAUUCUGGACAAAUGUCCAGAAACUAGACCUAGUGCAAACUGCAUUCUUAAUUUAAGUUUUGUCCAGGAACAUUUAAAGAUGUUCAUACAGAAAAAUGAAUUUCAGCUAUUUAAGCAGGUUCUGGAAAAGAAAGACCAGAAGGAGACAGCUUGCACAUUAGAUGUUCGCAGCAAAACUUCAAUGACUCAGUAUGACCAUGCUAAAGUUGAGUUGAGAUCAAAGUCAGCUCCAUUAAAUUCAUACAAGCCUGAUCUUAGCACAUGUGAAAUGUGGGAUCAAGAGGAGCUGUCAGGCACUGAGGAUAUCUCAGAAUAUUCUGAAGACUUUGACAAUGAUAGUUUGUCUUCUGUGGAAGAAGAUUUAGAAGGGGCUCCUUGCAAUCCUUGUGAAAAUGAAGAUAUUCCAGAGGAAAUAGUUUCUCCAGUUUCUGAUGAUGAAGAUGUUCCUGAUUAUCCAGAUGACUUUGAAGAAGAUGAGGAGAACACCCUGGAGAUGGUGGUCAGCCAUGCCAGAUCAGCCAUGGAAGUAGUAGCAGAUAAUGAGACCUUUCAGGAUGAUCGCAGUGAAUUAGAAAUUCACAGUGUGUGUGCUACACUCAUGACUCUACGACAGCAAUGUAAAGGGGACGCUGAGAAGACCCUUUGUGAGGAAAUAUCAGACCACUUCCACAGUGAUGAGACAGAGCUUGAAAACCACAUGGGGCGAGACAGACUUGAGACCUGCUAUUUUCUUUUUAGUAUGGAUAAGGAAACUAUUCAUAGUCCCCUCUAAAGAUAUUAUGGUGCUUAUUUCUAUAAGAUGAUGCACUGAAUUUCUUCAUCUUAUGAAGUUGUGGUGAGUUGUAAAGGACCACGUGUACUAAUCUGUCUUCCACCAUAGGAAUACUGUGAUAUAAAUGGCGUCAUGCAGCGAACAUCAUUUCUACUGAACUUGAAAGGGAUAUUACGUCCAAAACAGAGGGAGAUGACGUGUAUACAUUUCUCUAUUGAUUUAAGAGGACAUCAAGCAAAUUAUUGUUACAUGUUAGUCUGUAUAAAAAAAAAAAAAAAUCCUGUAUAUAUGUUUUGAAAUAUUUUACAUUUGUCCCCCUCCUUAAUGCUAUGUCUCAUAAGAGGCAAAUGUUUGAUACAGGAGUACAUGCUGUGAACAUGCUUUUGCCCUUACAUGUAAAAUGGUUGUCAGUUUUGUCUAUAAACUAUUUAUUGUGAUAAAAAAAAAGGUUGCCAUAUAAAAUUGAAUCCACACAGAAUCACAGAAAUGUGGUAAAUACAUAGAAUCACGGAAAUGUGGUAAAUACAUAGAAUCACGGAAAUGUGGUAAAUACAUAGAAUCACAGAAAUGUGGUAAAUACAUAGAAUCACAGAAAUGUGGUAAAUACAUAGAAUCACGGAAAUGUGGUAAAUACAUAGAAUUUACAGAAAUGUGGUAAAUACAUAGAAUCACAGAAAUGUGGUAAAUACACAGAAUCACAGAAAUGUGGUAAAUACAUAGAAUCACGGAAAUGUGGUAAAUACACAGAAUCACAGAAAUGUGGUAUUUUUGUUAUAUAAGCUGUGAAAAAAUAAAAGGCCUAAUAAUGUA
This is a messenger RNA of Bombina bombina (fire-bellied toad), 2697 nucleotides long. RefSeq lists its product as uncharacterized. Gene Ontology annotation, biological process: protein phosphorylation. The record is from RefSeq and is a predicted model, not a curated record. Gene Ontology annotation, molecular function: ATP binding; protein kinase activity. Bases 397 to 1887 code for a protein of 496 amino acids. The transcript has 4 exons. NCBI's taxonomy places the organism in Eukaryota, Metazoa, Chordata, Amphibia, Anura, Bombinatoridae.